Messenger RNA from Prunus avium (sweet cherry), 3141 nucleotides. RefSeq names its product HAUS augmin-like complex subunit (gene AUG6). Gene Ontology annotation, cellular component: mitotic spindle microtubule; HAUS complex. NCBI's taxonomy places the organism in Eukaryota, Viridiplantae, Streptophyta, Magnoliopsida, Rosales, Rosaceae. Gene Ontology annotation, biological process: spindle assembly. Gene Ontology annotation, molecular function: microtubule binding. The record is from RefSeq and is a predicted model, not a curated record.
AGAAAAUUAACCCCAACUUAUUCAAACUGAGACGCAUUUCUCAAUCAGAAAACUUCCUCAGGGACCUGCAUUUCAAAAACCUUCCGAUCAAAACAAAGGCAAAAGUAACCAAAAAAAAAAAUCAAAAAGAAAAAAGGGAAGAAACAGAACCGGAGGCAGAGAGAAGCAAAAAAGCGAAACAGAGAAGGAGAGAGAGAGAGGGGUAGGGGUUCAGGUUUGUGGGUUUGUUGGUGAUGACUAUGGACAGAGAGAAGGAGAGAGAGAUAGAGCUAGAGAGUGCAAUGUACACUAACUGUUUGCUAUUAGGGUUGGAUCCGGCCAUUAUCGGACUCGGAGGCUCCAAUGCCACUCCUCGGGUCGGAUUCUUCCGCCACUCUAACCCUAAAUUGGGCGAACAGCUGCUCUACUUCAUUCUCUCUUCUCUCAGAGGCCCAAUUCAAUCCGCCAAGGAUUUCGAUAAAGUCUGGCCAAUUUUCGAUUCCGCUCAAUCGCGGGAUUUUCGAAAGGUUGUGCAAGGGAUCAUUAGUGAGCUCGAAUCGCAAGGGGCGCUUCCUAGGAGCAAUUCGAGGGUUUCAUCACUUGCUACAUGUUGCGGACCCAGGUUUGUAGAACUUCUGUGGCAACUUUCUUUGCAUGCUUUGCGAGAGGUUCAUAGGCGAACAUUUUCAGCUGAUGUAGCUUCUAACCCACUUCCGGCAUCAUUGACGGAUGUAGCCUUUUCACAUGCAGCUACUUUACUUCCUGUUACUAAGGCUAGAAUAGCACUUGAACGAAGAAGGUUUAUUAAGAAUGCGGAAACAGCAGUACAGAGACAGGCUAUGUGGUCCAAUUUGGCUCAUGAGAUGACUGCGGAGUUUCGUGGUCUUUGUGCUGAAGAGGCUUAUUUACAGCAAGAGCUGGAAAAGUUACAUGACCUUAGGAACAAAGUGAAGUUGGAAGGGGAACACUGGGAUGACCUUGUUUCUAGUUCGAGUCAGAAUUCCCAUUUAGUAUCCAAGGCUACUCGUUUGUGGGAGUCUAUAUUAGCCCGUAAAAGUCAACAUGAAGUUCUUGCUUCAGGCCCUAUUGAGGAUUUAAUAGCUCACAGGGAGCAUAGGUACCGCAUCUCUGGAUCUUCUUUGCUUGCGGCUAUGGAUCAGAGUUCUCAGGUUCCUUAUGGAGAUGUCUUAUCUGUCCAAUCUGGUGAUUUUAAUCCAACACAUGUGGAUGACAAAGAAAAAAAUGAUGGAUCGUAUGUCAAUGUUAAUAGAGAAAAGAUGAAGAGCAAUUCAGAUUCAUCCCAUUCACAAGUAAAUGAUGAAGCACUUCAUCGAGCAGAUGAAAGAAGUGGAAGAGUCCACCCAACAGUUGACGUGGCAGAAAUUAUAAGGCGUUGGACACAUGCUUUACAGCGUAUUCAUAAACAGUCACUUCAUAUGGCAAAAGCUAACGAGGGAGAGGGUCCAGAAAUUUUAAGAAGUGCACAUGAUGGCAGUUCAAGUGGUCAUGCUGAGUCUUUAGCUGCAACUCUUGCUGAACAUCAGCAACACUUGGUUAGCUUUCAGGUUCUCAUUAAUCAACUGAAGGAAGUUGCUCCGGCAAUACAAAAGUCAAUAUCAGAAUGUACAGAUAAAGUAGAUAGCAUUUCCUCUAGUCUGCCUCCAAUGACCAAACAUCCUGGUCGCUCAACCUCACCUAUUCAAGCACAGAGCAGUGGAAGGGCAUUGGAAAGCAACACUGAUGAUGUGGCUGAGGUGACUUCAAAAUUGUCUACCUUUCAGCUUGAAAAGGUGUCAGCUAGCCCUACUUUAAAGCUCCCACAGUUGUUUACCUUGACUCCUAACUCUUCUGGGAAAGGUGCAAGUAUGAAUAAGCGCCCUGCUUCAGCUUCUCAAACAAAUCAAAUAGAGAACUUUUCUGAAAGGAAAUCUGUGGAGCAGCCUAUAUCAAAUAAUCACAUAGAUAAUCUACCACAAGAUAGUGAUAAUUAUUUUGUCCAGAAUCUAAAGAGAUCUGUCAGAGAAGCUGCUCUGUCACGGAACUCCUUAAAUUCCGAAUCAUCACGAGGCAGCCAUUCUGAUGAAAGCUCUGAGCAUUUCUUUUUACCUCUUUCCUCAUCUGGGUUUUCUCAUCAAGGCCAAGAAUCUAAAGGGGUUUCCUUGAGGAGUAAAAGGUUUGCAUCUCAGACAGAGGCUUCCUUGCUUGAAAAUCGUGCUUCUGAUGGUCAUAUGGAGAGCAAAUACGCUGAAUUGUCUCAAGUUUUGAAUGGUUUAGAUUCACUUGAUGAUUAUGAUCAAGUAAAUGGGUUUCUUUCGGCUACGGGUUCAAACUGUGCUGCUUCGGACACACAAAGAUCAUUUUAUGACUUCGAGGAAGCUCAGGAGCAGGUUUUCUCGCCUCCUUUGCUAAUGGACUCAUCACUGUUAGCGGAUUAUGAGGACUUGCUUGCGCCACUUUCAGAAACUGAUACAGCAUUAAUGGAGCACUGACAUUGAAUAUUGAGCAACCUUAAUUUUUGAUUGAGGAGAUAUUUGGUCGCUGUGAUGGUUUUGGUUCCAUUUCUCGGGACACUUUCCACUUCCCAAGUAAUUGUUGACAUGCUUGUAUGAUUUAUUUGAUGUUCUGUACAUUUUCACCCUCCAGCUCAGCACAGUGUUUGGAGGGAACUAUGAACCUGCUAGCAGUGCUGUUGUACAUGCAUGACAAAUGCUCGGAGAUGAUUGUAUUGUGUUGAAACUCCAACCUGGAUCUUAGAACCCUAAAAUCCAAAGCCCCAACCUGAUUGUAUCAUGCUGCAGACAAAUUAUAUGGGGGUGAUUUUGUCCACGGAUGCUACAAAAACUACCUCAUCUGAUUGCUUGGUGGGUAUAAGUUAAAAAGAGGGUGAAUCACGCACGUGCAGUUCUUAUUAGCCCGAAGGUGUGCAUCAAUACUUCUUUCUUUGAGUAUCAAGUUUCAGUUACCUGACAAGAUUGAUUGUUGGUCUGAUUUAUAUGUAUCUGAUUAAUCUGACAUAAAUGUAAGUUGCUGAAACAACAGAAUUGAGAAAUUGUUGUUGAACCAUAGGAUAACUUUUUUUUUCUUCUUCAUUAUUCUUUCAGUAGGGUAUAUUUCUGUUAAAAUGCUGGAAUUGUGAGUAUCAAGUUAGUCCAUUUUGUCUUC